CUACGCUCAAUGUUGAUGAGCAGUAAAUUGAAUGUAGAUGUCUGGCUCCUUGAAAAAUUUCGUGUAGUUUACGUAAUGAAAGUGUGGCUACUUAGAGUGUAUUUUCAUUGGAGACUGAUACAAUUAAAUGAGGUGUUAUACUUUUAAAGAAAUUGCGGGAUAUUAAAUAUUCGAACUGUUCUGUUUAUCCAGCUAAAAAGGGAUGGCAGCUAAUACAAAAAAUUCCUUCAAGUUUGUGGUCGUCGGGGGUGGUAUUGCAGGCGUAACGUGUUCUGAGCAACUGGCCUCUCAGUUCCCUUCAGCUGAUGUUGCCCUCGUGACAGCAGCCCCUUUGAUAAAAGCAGUCUGCAACUUCAAACAGGUGUCCAAAACACUGGAGGAGUUUGAUGUGGAGGAGAAGCCCUCCACUGUUCUAGAGGAGAAGUAUCCCAACCUGAGAGUCAUCCAGUCUGCAGUGGAGGCCCUUCAUGCACAGCAGCAUACUUUGUUGACUGUGGAUGGUCUGAAGGUCCACUAUGAGAAGCUGUGUAUCUGUAGCGGGGGCAGACCCAAACUCCUCACCCAGGAUAACCCCAAUGUGCUGGGGAUACGAGACACAGACAGUGCCCAGGAGUUUCAGAAGAGGUUGUCCCAAGCGAAGCGUAUAGUGGUGGUUGGAAAUGGAGGGAUCGCCUUGGAAUUAGUAUAUGAGGUGGAAGGUUGUGAGGUGGUCUGGGCAGUGAAAGACAAUGCCAUAGGAAAUACCUUUUUUGAUGUGGGAGCUGCCCAGUUCCUUAUCCCCACCCUGAACACAGACAAGCCAGAAAGAGCGGCUACCUGUAAGAGGGUUCGCUACACCAUAGACGGGCAACCAGCCAUUCAGGGCCCUGAUAUAGCAACAGGUGUAGACAGACUAGGCCAGUGUAGAGCGUUUGAAGAGCCUGGCAGUGCCCUGGGACCAGACUGGCAUGAAGGCAUCCGUCUCAGAGGAGCAGAAGAGGUGUGUCGCAGGGUGUCAGUGGAAUAUGAGACGGAGGUGAAACGGAUCUACACCCAGCAGGAAUUCUUGCUAUCACCACUUGCAUCUCAGACAUCUGGCUCCUGGCCGGUGUAUGUUGAGCUGACCAAUGGAAAGACGUUUGGUUGUGACUUCAUCGUCAGUGCUACCGGUGUCGUUCCAAACACUGAACCUUUUCUCCACGGAAACAAUUUUGAAUUGGCCGAGGACUCUGGGUUGAGGGUGGACGACCACAUGAAGACAUCAGAACCGGACGUGUACUCUGCCGGAGACGUGUGUACAGCCAGCUGGGAGGCCAGCCACCUCUGGCAACAGAUGCGUUUGUGGACUCAGGCUCGUCAGAUGGGAUGGUACGCCGGGCGAUGUAUGGCUGCGGACGUCCUGAACGAAACCAUAGAGCUGGACUUCUGCUUUGAACUGUUCUCUCACAUAACCAAGUUUUUCAACUACAAGGUGGUUCUGCUGGGGAAGUUUAACGGCCAGGGUCUGGGUUUGAACCAGGAGUUGUUGGUGCGCUGUAGUAAAGGCCUUGAGUACGUAAAGGUGGUGCUGAGUGGAGGCAGGAUGGUGGGAGCAGUCCUCAUUGGUGAGACUGACCUGGAGGAGACCUUUGAGAACCUCAUCCUCAAUCAGAUGGACCUGACGCCCUACAGAGACGAGCUACUAAAUCCCAACAUAGAUAUAGAGGACUACUUUGACUGACGGUGUGCAUCUGACCCUACGGCGUUACUAGUCAACCCCAGCAAAGCCUAUGAUGACCACCUGGACUGGUGUACGCAACUAAAAUACGAUUCUGAACCAAUCUGGAUAUCUCAUUUCUCACAUGUAGAUUAUCAAACCAUUUCAGCUGUUUCAGCAAUUUCAAAUAUGAAACAUAAUUUUGAAGCACUAUUAUCUUUUGCAUACAGGGAAGAGAGCUGGAGGUCUGGUGGAGACAAUGUAUGCCUUUUUAAAACCAUGUGUGCUUCAUGUGUAGAUUGUGUAGCUUGGAAAACUGUUUCCAAAGUGUGGGCUAUGUGGGAGAAAUUAUAUCGUCUAGAGGAAAAAGAGGUUUUGAAGUUUUGUUAAAAUUAAAAUGGGUGAGUUGAUUAUUGAUUACAUUCAUAAUGUUGCAGCCCUGCAUUUUACACUCUGCUUUUUAUGUUUCUGAACACCUAGGUUAUAUCCAUAGCUGCAAAUACAGAAACCAAAAACGAAUGCAAGGUGUAAUCAAGGUUAUGAAUACUUGUAUCUUUAAAGGCAUCUACAGGAAUCGGUCUAUCCCAGUGGCUAGUCCACUAUACCAGUAGGUGAAAGGGCACAGUUCUUGUUUUUGUAAAGCAUUUCAGUCAGGCUAAUGUUCAGUUUUUAAAUAUUCUCCAGCAUUGCAGAUAGAAA
Esox lucius (northern pike) is the source of this 2374-nucleotide messenger RNA. RefSeq names its product pyridine nucleotide-disulphide oxidoreductase domain 1 (gene pyroxd1). Gene Ontology annotation, molecular function: oxidoreductase activity; flavin adenine dinucleotide binding. Lineage: Eukaryota; Metazoa; Chordata; Actinopteri; Esociformes; Esocidae. The coding region runs from base 203 to 1699 and encodes 498 amino acids. The transcript has 12 exons. The record is from RefSeq and is a predicted model, not a curated record.